Molecule: messenger RNA, 1964 nt
Organism: Cottoperca gobio
Lineage: Eukaryota; Metazoa; Chordata; Actinopteri; Perciformes; Bovichtidae
Product: CD209 antigen-like protein E
Exons: 6
Coding region: 102-1031 (309 amino acids)
Source: RefSeq, a predicted model, not a curated record
GUUUAAAAACAGUUGAAACAGCGAGAGGAGGGCACUGACUCAGAGUUUGAGUUUGUUUCUCCUUUCACGCCACACUCUUUUAAUUUCAAUACUUUGCUGUGAUGUCGAGCACCGGCAGCUCCCUGGCCUGUGAGGGGAUGUACUCCAAACUGAUAGACGACGAGGGCGCAUACGACGAUGUAAACAGCAGACCAGAUGUGGGACUCGGCGCUCAGCCAGUCUCCCCCGUCAGACUGAUCCCCAGGCCUAGCGGUCCCGGGCCCUACCGCCUCGCCACCAUCUGCCUGGCUACGCUGAGUGCCGUCCUGCUGAUCUCCAUUAUAGCCGUCACCGCACACUAUAAGAACAAACCGCAGGGCGGUGGUGAAGCGACGUCAGAGAUGCAGAAGCAGACGCAGGACGCAGACGUAACGGCUCUGACCGCCUCCAUCAGCAAACUGCAGCAGGAGAAGAACCAGCUGCAGAAAGAGAAGGACGAGCUGCAGAAAGAGAAGGACGAGCUGCAGAAAGAGAAGGACGAGCUGCUGGCCAAACUGGCUGGCCAGAUGGCCACUAAAGCUCCUGAGGUGAUUAAUCCAAUGACAAAUGCCCCUAUCGUCUGCUCCGUGGACUGGCAUCUCUUCAACCACAGCUGUUACUUCAUCUCCAGAACCACAAGGGAUUGGUUCGAGAGCCAGUCUUACUGCCAGAGCAAAGGAGCUCACCUGGCCAUUAUCCACACAGCAGAGGAGCAGACUUUUCUCUGGGAUAAUCUUCCCAGAGGGCACUGGAACGCCUUCUGGUUUGGGAUCAGUGACGAGCACACGGAGGAUCAGUGGAAAUGGGUGGAUGGCACCCCGCUGGUCGGAGGUUUUUGGGAGGUCGGCGAGCCCAACAACCACAUCAACGAGGACUGUGGCUACAUUGUGAAAACACAAGUGUUGGAGCGAGUGCCGAUUCGGAGCUGGUACGACGCUCCCUGCACCAUGUACUGGCCCUUCAUCUGCGAGAAAGAGAUGGUCGCUGGUGCCAGCACCGCCACACCACAUUGACACGCCCCUCCGAUCGUCGGAGGAAAACAAGCAAACCAGUCAGUAGUUUGUCAGCAGCUUAAAACCUUAUUUGGAUCUGACACAAUUCAGUCAGAUAUUUAGGUUCACAGGUUUACAGGAUGAACACAAGAUAAAUGAAAUGAAAUUAACAAAUGGUAUUCUUUCUCAUAUGCAACAAAGAUGCUCCGAUCUGUCCACAACACUGGUGAAAAAUCCUUCAAAUGGGUUAGCAGUAGUACGAAGAAAACUAAAGGUAGCUGUACUUCGCAGCAGUUUCUAUACUUUUAUGACAUUUUCAUACUGUUUUUAACCUUAACAUAUUGCUUAUUCUUCUCACUCACCUUACGAUGAAUAUCAUAUUAUAUCAUAUUGUUAAUAUUUUACUCAAAAGCCGCUGAAAUGGUAAUCAAGAAUCAGGAGUAUCAGAUUAUGAAUCACCUGUAAUAGAAUGUAUUACUGUACAGACAGUAGAAAUGCUAAGCUGGAGGUCAGUGGCUGUUUCUGAAGCCUUGGAGGAGGACUGUGGUGUUUCUACGUGUUACACAUGUAUCUGUGCCUUAUACCACAUAAAUAAUAUCGUAUUUCUUAUAUGAUUGUUUUAUGUUUUUGUUCAAUAGAUCAGGGAUUCAAGAUAGCGUUUAAUGUUUUCAGUAAUUUUUUUGCAUGUGAAAAGUUUUUUUUUAACAAUGAAUAGUGUUUAUAAUAGAUUUAUAUUAAGUGUACAUAACACAAGUGUCCUUACUUAUUUGUGCAUGAGUGUGAUUGUGUGAUGAAAUGUGUUCACUUCAGUAAGAAUGAUCUAUUUUAAUUUGAUGCACUUUUAGAUAAUUUAAAAGUUUUUUUAAAUGCAACAUGAAUCAAAUAUUUGAAAUUAUUCAGAAAUUUGUCCUGUGGAUCUUGUAAAUUAAUAAUAAAGAUAAUUGUUUUGUAUCA